UCUUCAUUUCACUUGUUAUAUAUCUUGCCUCCAAAUCUCUCGGCUCUCCUACUGGAGAUCCGUCUCCUCUUCUCCCUCUCGCCAUCUCGUUACCUCUUCGAUCAGCAGGAAAAAUCGUGCGAAGAUUGUAGUUUCCAUGAUUGUGGGCUUCUACUCUGUGUUGUUGGUUUCCGUGCCCGUAUAUGGUUAAUCGUUUAUUUUCCUUGCAUCGGGGAAAGGGUCACCGGAAAGCUAACUAUGGUGAAAGAAAGCGAGUACUACGAUAUCUUAGGCGUCAAGACUGAGGCUUCCGCCGCAGAGAUAAAAAAGGCAUAUUACUUUAAAGCAAGGCAAGUCCAUCCGGACAAGAACCCUGGCGAUCCUCAAGCUGCUAAAAACUUUCAGGUACUGGGUGAGGCCUAUCAGGUCCUGAGUGAUCCGGAGAAGCGAGCAGCUUAUGACAAAUAUGGCAAGGAAGGAGUUGUACAGGAUGCAAUGGUCGAUCCUGCAUCUGUAUUUGGUAUGCUCUUUGGCAGCGAACUCUUUGAGGAUUACGUUGGCCAACUUGCGCUCGCUACUUUAGCGUCAAUUGAGGCUGAUUUAGAAUCAUAUGAACCUGAGAUCAGAAAGCAGAUGCUUCAGGAGAAAAUUAAAGCACUUCAGAAGGAGAGACAAGAUAAGCUCGUUACUACAUUGAAAAACAAGCUUGAACCUUUUGUGGAAGGACAAACUGAUGAAUUUGUUAACUGGGCAAACGAGGAGGCAAAUCGUCUUUCUUCAGCCGGUUUUGGCGAGGCUAUGCUGCAUACCAUCGGUUAUAUUUACACAAGAAAAGCUGCUAAGGAACUGGGGAAGGACAAACGUUACAUGAAAGUACCUUUUAUAGCCGAGUGGGUACGCCACAAAGGCCACCAGAUAAAGUCUCAAGUGAUGGCUGCUUCAGGUGCGGUUUCUUUAAUUCAGUUACAAGAUGAGGUGAACAAGCUGAACCAGCACCAGGCAGAGAACAGAGAGGAGCACAUUCAGAAAGCCAUCGAAGCUAAAAUGGAAGCGUUUCUUCAAUCACUUUGGCAGAUCAACGUGCUUGAUAUCGAGUCGACCUUGUCUCGGGUCUGCCAGGGAGUGCUUAAAGAUCCGAGCGUUUCAAAGGACGUUCUUCGAGCACGGGCCAGGGGACUGAAGAAGCUCGGAACCAUCUUUCAGGUGAGCCGCAAGAAAAGGGGUGCAAAGUCAGCAUACUCCAGAGAAAACAGCUUACGCCAUGAAACUGCGGUGAAAGUCAACACCGGAAAUUCGUCGAAGCCUUCCUCUUAAAUCUCGAACCAAUGUGUUGCUCUGUGUGUUCUCCCAUUCCCCGGGAACUACUUCGGUUUGCUUUGCUUGUUUUUCCAUUUUUGUAUGUUUCCGACACGGACCUAUCCUUCCUUGGUAUGCAUAUACACUGUUGUAAUGAUUUCUAACAAUCGUUUACAGAACCGAGUUUCUAUUACUUCUUAAAUAUCUGUUUUUAAAUA
Messenger RNA from Tarenaya hassleriana, 1493 nucleotides. Its product is annotated as chaperone protein dnaJ 10-like. Lineage: Eukaryota; Viridiplantae; Streptophyta; Magnoliopsida; Brassicales; Cleomaceae. The record is from RefSeq and is a predicted model, not a curated record. The coding region runs from base 238 to 1293 and encodes 351 amino acids. The transcript has 11 exons.